Messenger RNA from Dothidotthia symphoricarpi CBS 119687, 1346 nucleotides. RefSeq lists its product as uncharacterized. The record is from RefSeq and is a predicted model, not a curated record. Bases 135 to 1184 code for a protein of 349 amino acids. The transcript has a single exon. NCBI's taxonomy places the organism in Eukaryota, Fungi, Ascomycota, Dothideomycetes, Pleosporales, Dothidotthiaceae.
CCAUGUGCCAUGUGAUAUAAACUCAUGUGUUGCACGUUAUCCCUAUUCUUAGUCUAAAAGUUCUGUACUGCAAAGCGCUGCUCUAUGUUGUCCUGUGAGCCACGCAAAAAGACUUGUGGAGCUAUUUAAAUAACAUGCCUUCCAAUCCGCGAAAGCGGAUAGCAGAAUCUGGACGGAAGGGCAGUCUAGAACCACCGGUGCAAGCUCAUGGUGGAAGGACGAGCAUCAGCAGUCAAUCGAAGCCGCCCUUGAGAAAUUUACAACCUCGAAGGGCAAUUUCGCCCAGACCUCGACGGGACCUUGCACCUACAGGCAAACAUCCCUCCAACAUGCGACAAGCGAAACCAGUACUGAUACCUGCCGGAGAACCACAAUAUCACUCACCUUACAAACCAACUCCGGCAUCAUCGCGUUCCACACGCCUACAAGCUCGCACCGAUGCGCCCAAGCCAACUAUAUGCAUGCCUUCCGUGUUACAUGGACCGCACCCUGAUAGCAAGUUAUGUCAGGACUUCCACUGGGUACCCUAUCCUCUUGGUCUCCUGCCAUACGACUCCUGGCACAAGCUCCACCACCGCCCAGACACACAGCCAUCUCUGCCAUUCCGCUGCCCUGUCUGCAAAAUGGAACGAAAAGUAACACAGCAUAUGCGCAAAGUGUUUCUAAUCGCCGAGCGUCUUACAUGGGACGAAGGACGAAUAUCAACCCAUGACAAGGAUAUGAAUGAAGAGCUCAACUGGGCCGUCAACUACGAGGUGGGCAUUCUAGACCCAUUUGUUGAGGAUCCAGAACACAUCCCAGGAGGCAAGCACAGUAGCAACAGCAAGUUCUACCCAUAUCAGAAUGAGCAUGAGAUGAUGUUGGCUCUGAAGCUCAUAUUCAUGACUGAGGAUAUCAAUGAGACGACAUGGGCACUGUGGAUUGGCACGCAACUUGAUAUGCAGAUGGCGCUGAGUGGGGAGGAGUCAGGCCCCCAACGGAGUGCAUCAAGCCCAUCAACAGGCGAUCCCAACAAGCGCAUAACAAGCUACAAGACGUUGCAAGAUUUUUAUUCCCUACUCGACAGAAUUGAGCGGACAUCACAUGUUGGGGCGUUGUUUCUUGAAGCAUAUGCUGAGAAGCUAAGGGACGAUAUGUGCAGGAGUUGCUGGUUCAAGCACAACGUCAGGCUUGACGUGUUUUGAACAUGGCGUAUUUGGUGUGAUUGAGAUUUAUGAUACCCAUUCUUCGUUUUUUGUUUCGUCUGAUCUGCAGGGGUAGAAAUGAACAAGCGGAUAUAGCGUGUGUUUUGCUACGGUAGUUGAGAGUCUUUGUUGCUUCUUGAAUACAUAUGAUUUAUCUGCCAA